Colletotrichum phormii is the source of this 1581-nucleotide messenger RNA. Its product is annotated as large neutral amino acids transporter small subunit 1. Gene Ontology annotation, biological process: amino acid transmembrane transport. NCBI's taxonomy places the organism in Eukaryota, Fungi, Ascomycota, Sordariomycetes, Glomerellales, Glomerellaceae. The transcript is spliced from 4 exons. The record is from RefSeq and is a predicted model, not a curated record. Gene Ontology annotation, molecular function: L-amino acid transmembrane transporter activity. Gene Ontology annotation, cellular component: membrane. The coding region runs from base 1 to 1581 and encodes 526 amino acids.
AUGGCGGACCUCCUCCGCACCGACGAAACCUCGCCGUUUCUCCAACGGCCCCCGGCACCAACAAGAUCCCGCGAUACUUCCCCGGCGGCGUCGGCGUCACACAAGCUCACCCUCUUCAACGGCCUCGCAAUCGUCAUCAGCCUACAAAUCGGCUCGGGAAUCUUCAGCGUGCCCUCGCAGAUCAGCCAAUUCGUCACUGCGCCAGGCUACGGCCUUCUGGCCUGGCUCUUUGGUGGUCUCCUUGUCUGGACGGGCGCCGCCUCCUUCAUCGAGCUCGGGUUGCGCAUCCCCAAUAAUGGCGGCAUUCAGGAAUACCUGCGAGCAUGCUACGGCGAGUUCGCCGGGUUCUUGUUCACAUGGGUCUGGUGCACCAUCAUCAAACCCGCGGCGAACUCAAUGAUUGCGACGAUUUUUGCGGAUUAUCUCACCGAGGCCUUUGUCGCAGACCAAGAGACGCUGCCGUCUUGGGUGUCGAAAGUGGUGGCGGCGAGCUGCAUCGUGAUCAUGACGCUGGUUAACUGCCUCGGCGCGACCGCGGGCGCAAAGGCGGCCAACUUGUUUCUCUUUCUGAAGAUGGCGGCUCUGACCAUCAUCAUCGUUCUGGGCUGCGGCGUCUGGGCCUUUGGUCACGGAGAGGGUGUUCCCUCGUCCGAGUAUGGAUGGUUUGGCCAGGCUCCCGAGCAGCGCGAAAUAGGUCUUUGGGAGUGGCUCGGUGAUUUUGGGACGGCAACGUUUGGAGCACUGUGGUGCUAUGCCGGCUGGGAAAUGGUUGGCUUUGUCUUGGGAGAUAUGAAGAACCCAAGGAGAGAUCUGCCCCUCUUAAUUAAUGGCUCCAUGAUUGUAGUGAUCAUCGGCUUCAUGCUGAUGAAUGCGGCUCUGUAUGUCUGCCUGCCGAUGAGCGUCAUGCAGACGAGCAGCACUGUCGCUGUGGAGUUCGCGAACAGGAUACUUGGAACCUGGGCUGGGCUUCUCUUUUGCAUCAUAGUAUCCAUCUCGGCAAUGGGUGCUUUGAACUCCAACGUGUUUGCGACUGCCAAGCUCGUCGUUGUUGCUAGUCAAAGGGGAUAUUUCCCUUCGAUCCUGACAAAUCUUCACUGUAGUCACGAAAAGGACGAGGCUGCGUGUGUCGACGAAUAUCUCGCAUCUGCGCCAAGACUGGUCCGAGGACCCAUUAGGGGUUUCUUGUCUUGGACUCAGAAUCGUCGGUGGAGGAGAAACGUGCCGUUACUUCCCCUCAUGCUUAACUGUGCCUUGUCAAUCGUAUAUGUAGCUGUCGGAAGCUUCAAUGGGCUCGUCACUUUCAUUGGACUGGCGGCUUACAUGAUCUUCUUCUCGUCGGCCAUUGGACUCAUCCUUCUCCGUAGGAGAGACGGCCGCAUGCCGGGGGCGAAGGCUGCCGAGUAUAGCACUUGGCUCAUCAAUCCUGUCAUCUUCAGCGCCAUCAGUGGCCUGUUGGUCGUCAGAGGAGUCAUCUCGGAACCUCUGCAGGGAGGGGCCAUUCUCUUGGUCGCCUUAUUCGGCGUCGGCUUUUUCUCGCUCAGGUUUGGCUUGCGCGGCUUCACCCACGUAGAGACCGGAUAA